This is a messenger RNA of Mesitornis unicolor (brown roatelo), 603 nucleotides long. RefSeq names its product TRK-fused gene (gene TFG). The record is from RefSeq and is a predicted model, not a curated record. Bases 1 to 603 code for a protein of 200 amino acids. Gene Ontology annotation, cellular component: endoplasmic reticulum exit site. NCBI's taxonomy places the organism in Eukaryota, Metazoa, Chordata, Aves, Mesitornithiformes, Mesitornithidae. Gene Ontology annotation, molecular function: identical protein binding. The transcript has 5 exons. Gene Ontology annotation, biological process: endoplasmic reticulum to Golgi vesicle-mediated transport; COPII vesicle coat assembly.
AUGGUACCCUUUGUGAUAGUGUUAAUUGAUGGAGAUCUUAUAACAAUUUUUGAUAGCUCAGAUCUUUCCUUUGCAAUUCAGUGCAGUAGGAUACUUAAGCUGACAUUGUUUGUGAAUGGACAACCAAGACCCCUAGAAUCUAAUCAGGUGAAAUACCUGCGUCGAGAGCUGAUAGAACUUCGCAAUAAAGUAAAUCGUUUACUGGACUGUUUAGAGCCACCAGCUGAACCAGAGCUUUCCACUAGUCUGCCUGAAAGUGAUGCUGUGGACGGUAGGGAAGAAAAGCCUGCUGCUGCCGACUCUAAUGUUAAGCCAUCUACUCAAGUUAUAGCAGCAAGCAUGUCAGCAUUUGAUCCACUAAAGAACCAGGAUGAAAUCAGCAAGAAUGUCAUGUCAGCAUUUGGCUUGACAGAUGAUCAGGUGUCAGGACCACCCAGUGCCCCUGCUGAAGAGCGAUCAGGAACACCAGACAGCAUCGCUUCCUCCUCUUCUGCAGCCCAUCCCCCUAGUGUUCAGGCACAGCAGCCACCGUACCCCGGAACACAGCCACAGACUGGUCAGGUGGAAGGUAAGCAGCAGAGUUUUCUUCUAUUUAAGACGUGA